Ipomoea nil (Japanese morning glory) is the source of this 1610-nucleotide messenger RNA. RefSeq names its product ATP-citrate synthase alpha chain protein 1. Lineage: Eukaryota; Viridiplantae; Streptophyta; Magnoliopsida; Solanales; Convolvulaceae. Bases 137 to 1408 code for a protein of 423 amino acids. The record is from RefSeq and is a predicted model, not a curated record. Gene Ontology annotation, molecular function: succinate-CoA ligase (ADP-forming) activity. Gene Ontology annotation, cellular component: succinate-CoA ligase complex. Gene Ontology annotation, biological process: tricarboxylic acid cycle; succinyl-CoA metabolic process. The transcript is spliced from 13 exons.
CCUAUGAAAUUCACAACUAUAAAAUGGUGUCACCAACAUUCUCAAGAUUUCAGCCACCCUUCUUGCAACCAAAUCUCCGCACUGCUUAAAUUCUUCUUACAUCCCUUCCGGUCUCAGCUUUUUAAGGUGAGGAGAAAUGGCACGCAAGAAGAUCAGAGAGUAUGAUUCCAAGAGGCUGUUGAAGGAGCAUUUCAAGAGGCUCGGUGGCUAUGAUUUGGCCAUCAAAUCUGCUCAAGUUACAGAAUCGACUGAUCUCAAUGAGUUGGUUGACAAAGAGCCUUGGCUCUCCUCAACAAAAUUGGUUGUCAAGCCUGAUAUGCUCUUCGGCAAGCGUGGGAAAAGCGGUCUGGUUGCCUUGAAGCUAGAUCUGGCUGAAGUCGCUGCGUUUGUGAAGGAAAGGCUUGGCAAGGAGGUUGAGAUGGGUGGAUGCAAAGGUCCCAUCACAACUUUCAUUGUUGAGCCCUUUGUCCCACACAACGAGGAGUUUUACCUUAACGUCGUCUCUGAGAGGCUUGGAUCUAGCAUAAGCUUUUCGGAAUGUGGAGGAAUUGAAAUCGAAGAGAACUGGGACAAGGUUAAGACCAUUUUUGUUCCAACGGGGGUGUCUUUAACCUCAGAUCUGUGCGCUCCACUUGUUGCAACACUUCCACUUGAGAUCAAGACUGUGAUUGAGGACUUCAUCAAAGUUGUUUAUGCUCUAUUUUUAGAUUUGGAUUUCAGUUUCCUUGAGAUGAAUCCUUUCACAUUGGUUGACGGAAAGCCUUAUCCACUGGACAUGAGGGGGGAACUCGAUGACACUGCUGCUUUUAAGAACUUUAAGAAGUGGGGAGAUAUUGAAUUCCCGUUGCCAUUUGGAAGGGUCAUGAGCGCUACAGAAAGCUUUAUCCAUGGGCUGGAUGAGAAGACAAGUGCAUCUUUGAAGUUCACGGUCUUGAACCCAAAGGGACGAAUCUGGACCAUGGUGGCUGGUGGAGGUGCCAGUGUCAUCUAUGCCGAUACUGUUGGAGACCUUGGAUAUGCAUCUGAACUCGGGAACUAUGCUGAAUAUAGCGGGGCUCCUAAUGAAGAAGAGGUCCUGCAGUAUGCCAGAGUCGUUAUUGAUUGUGCAACUGCAGACCCUGAUGGUCGUAAAAGAGCUCUCGUGAUUGGUGGUGGUAUAGCAAACUUUACUGACGUUGCUGCUACAUUUAAUGGCAUAAUCCGAGCUUUGAAGGAGAAGGAAUCGAAGCUCAAGGCUGCUAGAAUGAGUAUCUUUGUAAGGAGAGGCGGUCCGAACUACCAAAGGGGUCUUGCUAAGAUGAGAGCUCUUGGAGAGGAAAUCGGCAUCCCCAUUGAGGUCUACGGCCCGGAGGCAACCAUGACAGGCAUUUGCAAGCAGGCAAUUGAAUGCAUCACUGCAGCUGCAUAAAGAGCAAAGCAACUAAUGCAACUCUGAUUUCUAUUUUAUUCACUUCCUUCCUUUUUGGUUGUGUUUAGAUGUCUGUUAUAGCAAUGUUGUGCCUCUUUUGUUUGUAUUUUUGACAUUUCCAUAUAAAUGGCCCAUUUGAAUUGGGCUCGAGCUGCAGCUAUGAAUCAAUCACUUCCUUUAUUUUGUGGGAUUUUUCUUCUUU